UGAAUCUUUGCGGACGACAUUGGGCGGUACGGGAAGAAAUUGGCGAGCAUUAUUCGGCGCUCCGAGGCUGAUGUGGCCCCAAGUGGGAACCUCGUUUUUCGAGCAAGGAUAAGUUAUUUCGCUUUCCACCAUCUCUCUGCCUCUCCGACUGGCAUAGAAACGCUGCGCUCUGGUAGAGGAGCAGAAGCUGUAUCGCCUGGACGACGUGUAUCCAUAAUUGCGUCGGAUUGAUUGAGUUUCAGGCGAGUGCUUUGUUCUGCAGGGUGUUUUUCUUCCAUCUCUCCGCAGGGAUGAGUGGCUGCCCCUUCGCCAGGCUCAGUGUCAAAGACGCUGAGCGUCCAGAACAGAGAUCGAGAAGCGAGGCUUGUGCGAGAGAAAGUGAUUCGAAAGUCGUAGAGAAGGAGCGUCAAAGGGAAGAGGCAGAUGCUCAGGGUGGAAAAUGCCCUUAUGGCUACGACUCUGGAUCGUUCAAGAUUGGUCCACUGAGUUGUGUUAUCUGCCGAGCACUACUGUAUGAAAGUGCCAGAUGUGUACCAUGCGAUCAUAUAUUCUGUCGGGGUUGUAUCUCAAAGUUUCAGGAUUGCGUUAUUUGUGGAGCUGACAUUGAAGGAGUUAAUGCCGACAUAGAGCUCCAGAAGACGGUUGAGCGCUUCAUUGAGGGACAUGCCCGAAUUAAACGAUCUGUUAAAACUGAUGGAGACUCUACAGACGAGGAAAGCCCCCGUUCAAAAGUGGUGUCUUAUGAGGACGUGUCUUUGGCCAGAGGAAGCUUCUUGAUUCAACAUGCCAUGAGGGCCUUUCAAGCUCAAAAUUUCGAGAGUGCCAAGUCAAGAUUGACAAUAUGUGCCCAAGACACACGAGAGGAGCUUUCGAGGAGUGGUGUUACCGUAGAUGUAUGUUCACAACUUGGAGCAGUCCUUGGGAUGCUGGGAGAUUGCUGCCGCGCGAUGGGGGAUGUCGAUGGUGCUAUGGCUCAAUAUGAAGAAAGUGUGGAAAUGCUCUCGAAAUUGUCUCACCAGGAUGACGAGGUGGUUCAUGCACUAUCCGUAUCAUUGAACAAACUUGGAGAUCUGAAAUACUACGCUGAAGACUUGACUGCAGCUCGUGAUUAUUAUGCCCGUGCACUUCAACUGCGCCAAAAUGCAACAGACUUUUCGAAACUAUCAUCCAAAGUUCUUGAUGUCGCCAUAUCUUUGGCCAAAGUUGCCGACGUAAAUCGGGCUUUGGGAGAUGAGACAGCUGGUCGUAAGGGUUUCCAAGAAGCUGUGAAGUCAUUGGAAGACUUUUCUCCUGCCAAUGGUGAAGACUGUCCAGUCUUAGAGAAGAAGAGGUUGUCAAUCCUUGGGUUUCUACACCAACAACUGGCAGAAUCAGAAGUGGAAGGGAUGUAAUCUGCUGAAUAAACUGUUAGUAGCUGUCGGUUUCAAGGUAUUGUAUAUUAUGGGUAGUAUCCAGGUUAAUGAGAAAAAUAGAAUAUCUGAAGACGGUCAGUGAGUUGUAUAAUUACACCUUACAUUCAGGUGCAAUUCCGCCGUUUGUUAUGUGGACGUUGAAGGCUCACGUCGUUCUUGCAUUGUCUUGUCUAUGUGUUGCAAGUGUGCCGUGCGAGACUGUCGCUAUAUUUCUUGAAAAAAGUUUUUCUUCCUCGAAUCUUUCUCUCAUGUACUCAGAUGAUUUCUAUGUAUUGAUGCGCGUGUCUUUGAACCCC
Molecule: messenger RNA, 1708 nt
Organism: Marchantia polymorpha subsp. ruderalis
Lineage: Eukaryota; Viridiplantae; Streptophyta; Marchantiopsida; Marchantiales; Marchantiaceae
Source: the annotation of a GenBank genome assembly